AUGUUAGCUUUAAGUUUGGAGCCACAUAAUUGGAAACCUCCAGAAUAUGGUCAUUUGAAAAUUAAUUUUGAUGCUUCAUUCUUUAAAGAAAACUUACAAGGGGGAAUUGGACUGAUUAUAAGGGAUUUUGCAGGUACCAGUCUUGGUGUGCAAGGGCAAUAUAUUGAUGGAGAAGUAAAGCAAGGAAUAGAAGUGGAGGAGCUAGAAUGUAGAGCUAUGAUGAAAGCUGUCUCUCUGGCAAUCUCAAAGAACUUCAGUAAUGUUACUUUUGAGUCUGAUAGUGAAGUGCUAGUCAAGUCCAUUAAUGGACUUGAUUGUUGUGUGCACUGGAUGAACCAAAAUUUAAUUCUAGAUAUUAGAUUUAUGUUGAAUAAGAUCAGUAACUGGAAGUGUGUUUCAGUUAAAAGAGAUUCAAAUAGUGUAGUAGACAAGAUUUCCAAAAAGGCAAGGAUUACAAGGUCUGAUUUUGUUUACUGGGAUUCAUAUCCUUCUGACAUUCAAGAUUGGAUUAUCCAUGAAGCUAAUGUACUAUCUAUUUGA
Molecule: messenger RNA, 540 nt
Organism: Papaver somniferum (opium poppy)
Lineage: Eukaryota; Viridiplantae; Streptophyta; Magnoliopsida; Ranunculales; Papaveraceae
Exons: 2
Coding region: 1-540 (179 amino acids)
Molecular function (GO): RNA-DNA hybrid ribonuclease activity; nucleic acid binding
Source: RefSeq, a predicted model, not a curated record